Messenger RNA from Scomber scombrus (Atlantic mackerel), 522 nucleotides. RefSeq names its product adenylate cyclase activating polypeptide 1a (gene adcyap1a). The record is from RefSeq and is a predicted model, not a curated record. Gene Ontology annotation, molecular function: pituitary adenylate cyclase activating polypeptide activity; neuropeptide hormone activity; peptide hormone receptor binding. The transcript has 4 exons. Bases 1 to 522 code for a protein of 173 amino acids. Gene Ontology annotation, biological process: regulation of protein localization; adenylate cyclase-activating G protein-coupled receptor signaling pathway; positive regulation of protein kinase activity. Lineage: Eukaryota; Metazoa; Chordata; Actinopteri; Scombriformes; Scombridae. Gene Ontology annotation, cellular component: neuron projection; perikaryon; extracellular region.
AUGUCUAGUAAAGCGACUUUAGCCUUACUCAUCUAUGGAAUCAUAAUGCAUUACAGCGUCUACUGCUCACCUGUGGGGCUUAGCUUUCCAAGUGUUAGACUUGACAGUGAGGUUUACGAUGAGGAUGGAAACUCCUUACCAUCCCUGGAUUAUGACAGAGACCAAAUGGAUGUGAGAAGCCCUGCGUCUGUCGCUGACGACGUCUAUAGUUUGUACUAUCCACCAGAGAAAAGAACGGAAAGGCAUGCAGACGGCAUGUUUAAUAAAGCCUACAGGAAAGCGCUGGGUCAGUUAUCAGCAAGGAAAUAUCUUCAUUCUCUGAUGGCAAAACGUGUAGGCGGGGGGAAAACGUUGGAUGACAGCUCAGAGCCUCUGUCCAAGCGACACUCAGAUGGGAUCUUCACAGACAGCUACAGCCGCUACCGAAAGCAAAUGGCGGUCAAGAAAUACCUGGCAGCGGUCCUUGGGAAAAGGUAUAGACAGAGAAUUAGAAACAAAGGACGCCGGCUGGCAUAUUUGUAG